CUCCCGCCAUCACGUCUACUGUCAAAGCUGCCCUCCAUUCAGAUGGCGCAAGCGCAGAAAAAUUUAAUUCCCAUUGUUUUUAUCAUGGUUCAUUGAAAUUGUGUAUGAUCUGUAUAAAUUUGAUUAUUUUCUAUAGAAAAUAUGAUGAGUUUGGGCUUUCCAGUUCUGAAUGAAGAAUUAUAUGAUCGGAAUUACGAAGACCGAAGAGAUCUCCACCUUUCCAUUUUCUUUCAACGUAGAAAUUCAAGUUGAAUUUGAGUUCCUAAUGAAAUAACAUUACCUGAGCUCCUGAGUGAGAACGGUGUCAAUAAACUCUACUGAGGUGUGCCAUAAGUACGUAAAUUGUUUUUGUGAAAGCGAAAAUUAAUAGGAGUAUUACUUAACAUUUGUUCGCAUUUUAAGCAGUGAAUGGAGUAUGUUAGCAAUUCCUUUGGAACCAAAGAAAAAUGUGCCAAUUUUUUUGAUCAUAUAAAGGUGGAUGUGGUACGGGCCAGGUAGCACGAUGCCCCAGAGUGGGAUCAGCUGAGACAGUGGAAACAACAUGGCCGCCGAGAUGAGGUCCCCCAAUAUAUCAGUAACUCCGAUCAAUGUGGAGGUCUACCACCAGCCAAUCCCCUCCGCCACUCCAUCGUCCGGUGAACCACCCCCGGACGGCGCAGACGCGGAAGUAGCCCGCAUAGACUUCCACAGCGCCAACGUGAACAUGCGCAGUAAAAAGGAAGAGGGGGAGAGUCAUCCGCCGCGGCCGAUGUCUUGGGAGGGGGAGUUAUCUGACCACGAAAGGGAUAUGUGCGUGGAUGAGGACUCCUCGCAUCAGAUCCCGGAGAAUCUUUCCAUGUCUCAACAAUCGAAACAAACAUCGACCAUCAUCUUAGAAACCAAGGAUAGUCCCAUAUUAAGGCUGAAACAACCCCCGAUGGGAAAUUAUUCACUGCACAGCACCCCCAGCCAUUCGCCCCUGCUAGGACAGCGUCACCCUAUCACCGGCGUACCGAUGAUGAGCCAUAAAGACAUGAUGCAUAAAGCCCUCAACGUUCCUCCAACCCCGAGUCCCGAUUCCGCAAUCCAUUCCGCCUACAGUGUGUUCAGUUCGCCCAAUCAGAGUCCCUUAACUCAAAGACACAUAAACUUAACCCCGAAUCUGAGUCGGAACAAUAGUGACGCUUCGCAUUCCAGCUGCUGCAGCUAUUCUAGUGUUUCGGUUUCAGUGUCGCCGACGCAGCAAUUUUCGCCGACGCAUAGUCCUAUACAGGGUCGUCAUAUGCACAAUGUCCACGGUAGCCCUCUACAUCACAACGUGCUAUAUCGCAGCCUCCAAGAAGACUCGCCUUCUCCUUACUCGAACGAAAACGACGUCUUGGACGAGGUGGAGGAAAAGACCGGCCUACUUCACAACUCCCUGCCUGCCCAACCGGGCAUCUCGAGGCAACAGCUGAUCAACAGCCCCUGUCCGAUAUGCGGCGACAAAAUAUCAGGAUUUCACUACGGCAUCUUCAGCUGCGAAUCCUGCAAGGGUUUCUUCAAGAGAACAGUACAAAACCGAAAGAACUACGUAUGCCUGAGGGGUGCCUCUUGUCCGGUCACGGUGGCAACUAGGAAAAAAUGCCCCGCGUGCCGAUUCGAGAAGUGUCUGCAGUGCGGCAUGAAGUUAGAAGCAAUCAGAGAAGAUAGAACAAGGGGCGGUCGCUCAACGUACCAGUGUUCAUAUUCCCUUCCGCCAUCAUUGACGAAUCAUUCCGACUUUAGGAGUAGUUCAUCGGACUUGCGACACAAUAUGAACGAUCAUUCCUUAACAGUUAAAUUGGAACCUCCGGAAUUUGGAAGUAGUCAUCAUAGACGAAGCGCAAUCCCAGGUUCUAAAGGCGUCCCACCAUUAUUGCAGGAAAUAAUGGAUGUGGAGCACCUUUGGCAUUACAACGAAUCCGAGCUUCAAAAACUGAACACAGAGGGUCACUUGGGUAAAGAAGGCGGAAGUGGUGCUGUUCAUAAUCUGGCCAAUCAUCCUCUUCUCGCUGGUACGGCUCUGGCCGGUUCUACGGAAACGAGUCCUGACUUUGUUGCCAACCUGUGCAAUAUUGCCGAUCACAGACUGUACAAAAUAGUUAAAUGGUGUAAAAGUCUGCCCUUAUUCAAGAAUAUCUCUAUCGAUGAUCAAAUUUGCCUUCUUAUAAAUUCCUGGUGUGAGCUUCUCUUGUUUUCUUGCUGUUUUCGAUCCAUGUCAACGCCGGGAGAAAUAAGGGUGUCCCUUGGGAAGAGCAUCACUUUGAACCAAGCCAGGGAUAUGGGUAUGCAGGCUUGUAUAGAGAGAAUGUUGAAUUUCACAGAACAACUCAGAAGGCUAAGAGUAGACCAAUAUGAAUACAUUGCCAUGAAAGUUAUUCUUCUUUUAACUUCAGACACUUCCGAACUCAAAGAAGCCGAAAAAGUUAGGAUAUCACAGGAAAAGGCACUGAAAGCUUUACAGGAUUACACACUAGUUCAUUAUCCGGAAAGUCCCUCCAAAUUCGGGGAGUUGUUACUGAGAAUACCCGAGCUGCAACGAACUUGUCAGGUUGGAAAGGAGAUGCUUACGAUAAAAUCAAAAGAUGGGGAUGGGCCAAGCUUCAACUUACUGAUGGAGCUCCUCCGUGGGGACCACUAAAAAGUGCCUUAUAAGCUUCGGUGGUGGGGUCAUAUUUACAGACAGUAUUGCUUAUUACUAGUUGCUUUAAGUGAAAACUAUUACGUACUUAGUUAGGAUAGUGCUGGACACUUGCCUUCCCCAAAAUGGAUUAAACGGGAUGAAUUCAUCAACACCCCGAACAUCAAAACGGUGCAUAUAUACUAUGUAUUCAUAAAAUCGACACAGACUGAAUGUUUAUAAUUAGUUACGACAAACAAGAACUGCUGCCGUUGUGAAAUAUCGAAUUUUUUUGAAAUUCGAACAUGCACUAACAUCGAAUCAAGGAAUUUUUUUAGCAUUAUCAGUAUGGCCUGAUAAAUUACUGCUGCAAUUUGAAACCGUACUAAGAAGUAUUACCGAAUCGUCAGUUAUCUCUGUUUUGAGAAUAAAUCCUGGGUAUGUUGCUUUUUUUGGCCGCUCUUUCCAGGGAAACGAUCAAUUUCUCUGAAAAGUCCAAUAUUUUUGUGACAUGGUCGUAUUCUACUAAUAUGAGGGCACACGUUGCAAUAACGAAAAACCAUGUGCGAAAAUCAUUCCAAUUGCAUGACCGAAAAAAGUUGUACUUAUCACAAUAACGAAAACGUUUUUACAACAUACGAAUAUUAUAUAUAUAUAUAGAAAAUGAAAUGUAUCUCAUGGAACUAUUGUUGUAAAUAGUUCUGCAGUGACAAUUUUCUUUAUUUAUUUAAAUUUAAGUAGAGCGAAAAUUCUUAUUUUUAUAGUGCCAAUUUAUUAGGCUUAUAUACAUGUAAAACUGGGAACAAGUUCUAUUUCGUGCUUGUAUGAUGAGUAUCGAAAUCAUCUCUGUGUCAAAUAUGAAUUUGGGGAUAAAUUGUUGCAUCAGUAUUAUAGUCGAUGUGUUUUAUACUUUUAUAAAUGAAUCGAUGUUCAAUGUUAUUAAUUGUCAACUUCGCUUGGAAAAGAAAAUUUGUAUCUAUAUCAUCAAAUUAUUGAGAAUUCCUAGAUAAUCAAAUCGAUACUUAAAAGUUAAAUAAAUCCCUUUAUAGUGUUUGCCAUGAAAAAUCGAAAGAGGAAGACGGUUUUACUGAGGUAUGCAAGAGAUUUAAAACAUUUUUCGUCGAAAGAAUAAAUAUGUACCUUGUUGCCACAUUCAUCCUAUCACAAUACAGGGUGUCCAAGUUAAUAUCCCCAGUGUACUUAAGGAUAAUGAAAUUUUCGAUGUUCACUUCAGACAUAAAUCAUGUAAAUUAAUAAUGAAUUUUAUAGAACAAUAUUGAAAAUUAAAUAACGCAUACAUUCGUGGAAUGUAAAUAGUUGCAAUUUUAAUCUGUUUAAAAAAUCGUUAAAUUUUAUUUAAGUUUAGAUUUGGCCGAAGUUACAGCUGCUCUUUAAGGGCCUACAAGUUAUAUUCUUGGAUCUGUUUUGUUUGAAUGUUAUAAAAAUGAUUUGUUGUUGAAUCCAGUGUCAAUAUUUAAUAAAUUAUAAGACUUUGAGGGAGGCCUUUAAUGGCUGCAUCGAAUGCAGUAUUAGCCCUUAAUACUUUUGUAUUUGAUUUUAUUAGUGAUUUAUACAAAAUGUAAUGAAAUAUAUUGAUAAAUCUUU
Molecule: messenger RNA, 4225 nt
Organism: Coccinella septempunctata (seven-spotted ladybird)
Lineage: Eukaryota; Metazoa; Arthropoda; Insecta; Coleoptera; Coccinellidae
Gene: Hr39
Product: nuclear hormone receptor FTZ-F1 beta
Exons: 9
Coding region: 542-2641 (699 amino acids)
Biological process (GO): tissue development; regulation of transcription by RNA polymerase II; hormone-mediated signaling pathway
Cellular component (GO): RNA polymerase II transcription regulator complex
Molecular function (GO): zinc ion binding; nuclear receptor activity; RNA polymerase II cis-regulatory region sequence-specific DNA binding
Source: RefSeq, a predicted model, not a curated record